This is a messenger RNA of Hipposideros armiger (great roundleaf bat), 1209 nucleotides long. It is a transcript of the gene ING1, whose product is annotated as inhibitor of growth family member 1. The record is from RefSeq and is a predicted model, not a curated record. NCBI's taxonomy places the organism in Eukaryota, Metazoa, Chordata, Mammalia, Chiroptera, Hipposideridae. Gene Ontology annotation, cellular component: nucleus. Gene Ontology annotation, biological process: positive regulation of DNA-templated transcription. The transcript is spliced from 2 exons. Bases 115 to 954 code for a protein of 279 amino acids.
GGAGGGGGGGCGCCGGCGGGCGGGAGCUUUGCAUUUUGCAGCGCUGGGCUCCGAGGGGGCGGGGGCUGGAGGAAGCGGAAAGCCGCGCCGAGUCGCCGGGGACCUUGGUGAACCAUGUUGAGCCCUGCCAACGGGGAGCAGAUCCACCUGGUGAACUAUGUGGAGGACUACCUGGACUCCAUCGAGUCUCUGCCUUUCGACCUGCAGAGAAACGUCUCGCUAAUGCGGGAGAUCGACGCGAAAUACCAAGAAAUCCUGAAGGAACUGGAUGAGUAUUAUGAGAAAUUUAAACGUGAAACGGAUGGCACCCAGAAGAGGAGAGUGUUGCACUGCAUUCAGAGAGCUCUGAUUCGGAGCCAGGAGUUGGGCGACGAGAAGAUCCAGAUUGUGAGUCAGAUGGUAGAGUUGGUGGAGAACCGGACCAGGCAGGUGGACAGUCACGUGGAACUCUUUGAGGCACAUCAAGAGGUCAAUGAUACCACUGGCCACAGUGGCAAAGCUGGCCAGGAUAAGUCCAAGAACGAGACAAUCACACAGGCAGAAAAGCCCAAUAACAAGAGGUCCCGGCGACAGCGCAACAACGAGAACCGGGAGAAUGCAGCUAAUAAUCACGACCAUGAUGACAUCACCUCAGGAACGCCUAAGGAGAAGAAAGCGAAGGCCUCCAAGAAGAAGAAACGCUCCAAGGCCAAAGCAGAGAGGGAAGCAUCUCCUGCAGACCUUCCCAUCGACCCGAACGAGCCAACGUACUGUCUGUGCAAUCAGGUCUCCUAUGGAGAAAUGAUUGGCUGUGACAAUGACGAGUGCCCAAUUGAGUGGUUCCACUUCUCCUGUGUAGGACUGAAUCAUAAACCAAAGGGCAAAUGGUACUGUCCCAAAUGUCGAGGGGAGAAUGAGAAAACCAUGGACAAAGCCCUGGAGAAAUCCAAAAAGGAGAGGGCUUAUAACAGGUAGUUGGUGGACCUCGCUGAACUGUGAGAACUAAGCCAGUGUAUUUAUUACAUCACCACCUUUGGUGAGGCGUGAAGACUGUACAAUGUAUAUUUUUAAAGAAUGUUAGAAAAGGAGCCAUUCCUUUUGUAGGGAUGGCAGUGAUUCUCUUUGCCUUUUGUUUUCAUUGGUAUACAUGUGUAAUAAGUAAGUGGUCUGUGGAUCAACAUUUUAGAAACUACAAACAUAGGUUUGAAUUAAACACUCAAGUAAGUCUCA